UAUCAGAGAUCUAAUACAGGUGAAAAACCAUAUGUCUGUCCUGAGUACGGAAAAUACUUUUCAGUGAAGCCCAGUCUUCACACACAUCAGAGAUCUUACAUGGGAGGAGAAGUUGUAUACCUGUUCAGAGUGCGGGAAAUGUUUUUCAGAGAAGCCCUUUUUCUUCAUAUAUGA
Staurois parvus is the source of this 174-nucleotide messenger RNA. The record is from the annotation of a GenBank genome assembly. NCBI's taxonomy places the organism in Eukaryota, Metazoa, Chordata, Amphibia, Anura, Ranidae.